Molecule: messenger RNA, 4132 nt
Organism: Ailuropoda melanoleuca (giant panda)
Lineage: Eukaryota; Metazoa; Chordata; Mammalia; Carnivora; Ursidae
Gene: NLGN3
Product: neuroligin 3
Exons: 9
Coding region: 323-2965 (880 amino acids)
Cellular component (GO): membrane
Molecular function (GO): neurexin family protein binding
Source: RefSeq, a predicted model, not a curated record
CGCGGGCACAGCAGCCAGGCUGCCGGAGAGCAGAUCUCGGGGAUUCAGGUGCGGAGCCCUUGGCCUGGAGGCGAUAUGGGUGGUCCGCGGCCCGAUUCAGUCGCUCGCAACAGCCCGGGGAACAGGCCUGCCUGGCCCUGAGGGGGUCCCCUUUCUGAAGCUGUGGUGCUUGGACAACCUCUCUGCAUUGCCGGGCACCUGUAGGUGUCCCUCGAGAGCUCAGUCUUGAGGUUCAAGUCAGUGUGGCCAUGAAGGGGCUGCCUGUCGGGCUGAUGCUGUGACCCUGGAGUCUGCCUUUCCUGCCAGUCCCCCUGCCCGGAACAUGUGGCUGCGGCUUGGCCCGCCCUCGCUGUCCCUGAGCCCCAAGUCCACAGUUGGCCAGAGCCUGUGCCUCACCCUGUGGUUCCUCAGCUUGGUGCUGAGGGCCAGUACCCAGGCCCCGGCGCCCACAGUCAAUACUCACUUUGGGAAGCUAAGGGGUGCUCGGGUACCAUUGCCCAGUGAGAUCCUGGGGCCUGUGGACCAGUACCUGGGGGUGCCCUACGCAGCUCCCCCCAUCGGCGAGAAACGUUUCCUGCCCCCUGAGCCACCCCCAUCCUGGUCGGGCAUCCGGAACGCCACACACUUUCCCCCAGUGUGCCCCCAGAACAUCCACACAGCCGUGCCCGAAGUCAUGCUGCCCGUCUGGUUCACUGCCAACUUGGAUAUUGUCGCUACGUACAUCCAGGAGCCCAAUGAAGACUGCCUCUACCUGAAUGUCUACGUGCCCACGGAGGAUGUAAAGCGGAUUUCCAAGGAAUGCGCCCGAAAGCCCAACAAGAAAAUUUGUAGGAAAGGAGCUGGAAGGGAAUUCAGCCACCAGAGCCCGGACAAGCUGGGAAAGAGGGCUAUUUGCUGCCUUCAGGCUGAGAGUAUCUGGUGUCACAGACGAGAGGGAUCCGGCGCUAAGAAACAGGGCGAGGACUUAGCGGAUAAUGACGGGGAUGAAGAUGAAGACAUCCGGGACAGUGGCGCUAAGCCCGUCAUGGUCUACAUCCACGGAGGCUCUUACAUGGAAGGGACGGGCAACAUGAUUGAUGGCAGCGUCCUCGCCAGUUACGGCAACGUCAUCGUCAUCACCCUCAACUAUCGGGUUGGAGUGCUAGGUUUCCUGAGUACUGGCGAUCAGGCCGCCAAGGGCAACUAUGGGCUCCUUGACCAAAUCCAGGCCCUCCGCUGGGUGAGCGAGAACAUCGCCUUCUUUGGUGGCGAUCCCCGCCGUAUUACAGUCUUCGGCUCAGGCAUCGGUGCAUCCUGCGUCAGCCUCCUCACACUGUCGCAUCACUCCGAGGGGCUUUUCCAGAGGGCCAUCAUCCAGAGUGGUUCUGCCCUCUCCAGCUGGGCUGUGAACUACCAGCCAGUGAAGUAUACCAGCCUGCUGGCCGACAAGGUAGGCUGUAAUGUGCUAGACACGGUGGACAUGGUGGACUGUCUUCGUCAAAAGAGUGCUAAGGAGCUGGUAGAGCAGGACAUCCAGCCAGCCCGCUACCAUGUGGCCUUUGGCCCUGUGAUUGAUGGCGAUGUCAUUCCUGAUGACCCUGAGAUUCUCAUGGAGCAGGGCGAGUUCCUCAACUAUGACAUUAUGCUAGGUGUCAACCAGGGCGAGGGGCUCAAGUUCGUGGAAGGGGUGGUGGACCCCGAGGAUGGUGUCUCUGGCACUGACUUUGACUACUCAGUCUCCAACUUUGUGGACAAUCUGUAUGGCUAUCCUGAGGGUAAGGACACCCUGCGGGAGACCAUCAAGUUCAUGUACACAGACUGGGCAGACCGUGACAAUCCGGAGACACGCCGCAAAACACUGGUGGCUCUCUUCACUGACCACCAGUGGGUGGAGCCCUCGGUGGUGACUGCCGAUUUGCAUGCCCGCUAUGGCUCACCUACCUACUUCUACGCCUUCUACCAUCACUGCCAGAGCCUCAUGAAGCCUGCUUGGUCAGAUGCAGCUCAUGGGGACGAAGUACCCUAUGUUUUUGGUGUCCCUAUGGUAGGCCCCACUGACCUCUUCCCCUGCAAUUUCUCCAAGAACGACGUUAUGCUCAGUGCUGUUGUCAUGACCUACUGGACCAACUUUGCCAAGACCGGGGAUCCCAACAAGCCGGUCCCCCAGGACACCAAGUUCAUUCACACCAAGGCCAACCGCUUUGAGGAAGUAGCCUGGUCCAAAUACAAUCCCCGAGACCAGCUCUACCUUCACAUCGGGCUGAAACCAAGGGUCCGUGAUCAUUACCGGGCCACCAAGGUGGCCUUCUGGAAACACCUGGUGCCCCACCUAUACAACCUGCAUGACAUGUUCCACUAUACGUCCACAACCACCAAAGUGCCGCCCCCGGAUACCACCCACAGCUCCCACAUCACCCGCAGGCCCAACGGCAAGACUUGGAGCACCAAGCGGCCAGCCAUCUCCCCUGCCUACAGCAAUGAGAAUGCCCAAGGGUCCUGGAACAGGGACCAGGAUGCAGGGCCGCUUCUGGUGGAGAACCCUCGUGACUACUCCACCGAAUUAAGUGUCACCAUCGCUGUGGGGGCCUCCCUCCUGUUCCUUAACGUCCUGGCCUUCGCCGCCCUCUACUACCGCAAGGACAAACGGCGUCAGGAGCCCCUGCGGCAGCCCAGCCCUCAGAGGGGAGCCGGGGCCCCUGAAUUGGGAGCUGCUCCUGAGGAGGAGCUGGCAGCAUUACAGCUGGGCCCCACCCACCAUGAAUGUGAGGCUGGUCCCCCCCAUGACACACUGCGCCUCACUGCGCUGCCCGACUACACGCUGACCCUGCGUCGCUCCCCUGAUGACAUCCCACUCAUGACACCCAACACCAUCACUAUGAUUCCCAACUCCCUGGUAGGGCUGCAGACAUUGCACCCCUAUAACACCUUUGCCACAGGGUUCAACAGUACCGGGCUGCCCCACUCACACUCCACUACCCGGGUAUAGCUCCAGACCAGAGCACAGCCUAUCUCCUGGCUCCCUCCCUCCCAUAUCCACGGACACACAUGCACACACAGACACACAUAGACACACACACACACACAUACACACAGACAUGUACAGACAUAUAUGUAUACGCACACACCCACACCCGACAGCAGACCCACCUGCACAAACAUAGACAGACGUGGACAUGCACCUGCAUGUACAAAAACACAAAUAAGGAAGUAAACCUGAACAAACCCUUCAAAUGGGGACACAAGUGAGUCCUUGAGAAACCGAGGACCUGUGGAACAGCAACUAAAGCCAGCUCCCUGAGCCUGAUCACAGACACUCCUGGGGGCCCGAAAGCACCAGCUGGACACCCCCUUGGUGCUCACCUUCUGCCUCUCUUGGAACUGCACCACCCACCAACUCCAGACUUGGGAGCUUUAAAGAGCAGAGUAGCUCUUUCUCCCCCAGACUUGGUCUUUUUUCUGGGUCUUGUUUUUGUUGAUUUUUUAAAAUAAUUUUGGAACACAUGCUUCUCCAACCCAUGAGUGCAAAGAGGUUCCGGAAGGGAGGCUCCAGGCCUAUGUCUGUCUGGCUCUGGAACCCCCAGUGCUCACACAAUCCGGCUGAGGAACAUGACCCCCAAGAAAGAAACAGAUUCGAGCAAGACCAUGGGGUGGAAGGAGAAAGGGGCUACUGCUGGAUGGGGUUGGAGAGCCAUAGGGGAGAAUUCUCCAGCCAUCUCUGUGUCCCUGUGGAGGGCUGUAGAGACUGCAGGGUGACCUGCUUUCCCCCAAAGGCCGGGAGCAUUGGCCUGGCUAGACCAGGGGACCCUAGAUUUGGUGAAUGAGGUUCUGGUAGAGGCCAUCAUUAUCUGGCCUCUGGGUGUAAUCUGGGUUCUGCCUCUGCUCUUGGGGUAAUGGUAUCAGAAAUUUGCCCCAUUUUCUUUACAGAGUCUCUUUUGUGUCUGUCAUUUCUCUUUCAAAAAGGCGGUGUUUUUUUUGUUGUUGUUGUUGUUGUUGGCUUUUUUUUUAAAGAAAAGUUCUUAAAACACUAACGGAAACCCAUGGAGUUUGUCCUUUGUAAAAAUUUUAAACACAGUGUCUUGAUAUAAAAAUAAAAAAUCCAGUUAGCACUCCCAACCUGCCUCCCUUGCACAGGCCUUGCCCCAACAGACCUCCC